CCUAAACCAUCCUCUCCAGUCCAGUCCAGUCUGGAACACUUCGCAAAUUAAUCCGCAAUAAUGACGACUCGUCUUUACGUAGCUCUGUUUCUGGCAGCUUUUGCUUGCCCAGGGUUCGCCCAAGUACCGGAAGGUUAUGGCUGUAUGGAGGGCAACUUACCGAACGAAGUGAGACAAGAUUGCCACCCUGAGCCGGGCGCGAGUGAGCAGAUAUGUCGGGCCAGGGGGUGUGUCUGGUGUGGUCCUGAUCCCAGCGCGGAUGGACAAAAUUUCCCACAUUGCUUUUAUCGGAAUCCAUUCUAUGUUGCACCCGGUCCGAGUUGUGACGUUGGUUACGUUCAACCCGCCCUUCGGGUCGAUUGUACCGAUGGAACCGAGCCGAUGGGUGAGAUGGGAUGUCGCUACAGAAAUUGCACAUGGUGCCCGGAUGUUCCCGGAUCGAUGUAUCCGCCGUGUUUCACUUCCGCCGCUGUAGACGACACGGGUUACGCGAUGGUCGGUGAACCCGUCCAAACCCCAGGUGGUAUCAGCUUUACCAUUACGAAAUCCUUAAUCUCGCCGCAAUUUGAAAACCAGUUCACCACGCUUAACUUCGAGGCCACAUUCCAGUCCGAUUACCGACUCAGGAUUAAGAUAAGCCCCUCAGACACGCAACGAUUCGAAGUCCCCAUCCAGAUUGAUCCGCCGGCAGGGUCGAAUGCCAACCUCUUGUACGACGUGACCUUCACCCGGUCCCCAUUUUCCUUUCGGGUUGUCCGGAAAUCCAGCGGCGCCGUGCUAUUCGACACGUCCGCGGGAAAAUUCCAAUUUGCCGACCAGUUCAUCACGAUGAGUUGGAGGUUACCGACAGAAAACGUGUACGGUUUGGGGGAAAAUGAGCAGCGAAGUUUUAAACAUGAUUUCGCCGAAAGAUUGAAGUACACGCUGUACGCGUCGGAUCAGGCUCCCUAUUUCACUUCCUCCCUCUACGGAACCCAUCCCGUUUACACAGUAAUUGAAAACGGCGGAAACACGCACAUGGUCGCCAUUAUUAACAGCAAUGCUCAAGAAUUUCAUCUGCUUCCCGGCCCCUCGAUGAAAUAUAUUACGAUCGGUGGCUUAAUCGACAUGUACUUUUUCCUCGGACCAACGCCUGACCAGACAGUCCAACAAUUUACGGAGGCGGUCGGUCGUUCCCAAAUGCCGGCCUACUGGUCCCUCGGCUUCCAACUUUGUCGCUGGGGUUACGACAACAUCACAAACAUGAAAGCGGCCGUUGACCGGACUGAAUUUUACCAAAUUCCACAUGACGUCCAAUAUGGCGAUAUCGACAUCAUGCGCGACGAACUUGAUUUUACUUACUCUGAAGUCAAUUUUCCCGGGCUUCCCGCCUACAUCGAAGAACUUAAAGGAAAGGGCAUCAAAUUCAUAACGAUUCUUGAUCCCGCCAUUUCUACUAUUGAUGCGGACUACGAACCCUACACUUUAGGGACGGAGAUGGAUGUAUGGAUAAAAAGGCAGGAUGGAACUCCGAUGACUGGCCAUGUUUGGCCGUACGGCGCCACGGCACCUUGUCAUUUCCCGGAUUACGCAAAAAAUUCAACGCGCGAAUGGUGGAUCUAUUUGGUGGACAAGUUUCACGAUUUGCUCGCUUACGAUGGCCUGUGGAUUGAUAUGAAUGAGCCGGCCAAUUUUGAUAAUGGAGAUAUCCAGGGGUGUGCGAACAACACGUGGAACUACCCGCCAUAUCAGCCAAAAACCGACGCGAACAAGGCGGACAUGCACUUUAAAACUUUAUGCGGUGACCACGUGGACUCGGUUUCGAUCCAUUAUAACACCCACUCCUUGUACGGGUGGUUCGAGUCGGAGCCAACUUUAAUUGGAGCCAGAAGCGGUACCGGAAAACGGUCCCUGGUCCUGUCACGUUCCACUUUCAUCGGUUCGCAGCGAUGGGCAAGUCACUGGCUGGGGGACAACUGGUCGCACUGGUCAAACCUCCACUUUAGCAUUAUUGGCGUUAUGCAGUUCAAUUUGUGGGGCAUGCCUUAUGUUGGUCCUGACACGUGUGGUUUUAUUGGAAACUCGAACGCUGCCAUGUGUCAAAGGUGGGGCGAGUUGGGAGCUUUCUAUCCCUUCUCGAGGAAUCAUAACGUACGAGAUACCAUUGACCAAGACCCCGGCGCGUGGGGUGCUCAGGUUGCCGCCUCUACAAAAGCGGCGCUUGAAGUGCGUUACACCCUUUUGCCAUAUCUGUACACCCUCUUCUACCACCACGUCUCCAGCGGCACGGCGGUCUUCCGCCCUCUCUGGUACAACCACCAAGACGAUUCGAGGACCUAUCCGAUCGACCGCCAAUUCAUGUGGGGAGCGGGACUCCUAAUUUCUCCCGUUUUAACCGAGGCCACCACCUGGGUUACUGCCUACUUCCCUAAUUCCCGCCAUUUCUCGUACUAUACUGGUGACGAGAUUCCAGUCCGCGGGAACACGUUGAACAUGACGGCACCUUUGGAUUUCAUCCAUGUGCACGUCGUCGGUGGAAACGUUCUUCCGACGCAGGAGCCUGCAAGAAAUACGGAAGCCGCGCGACUAAACCCGCUCGGCGUUAUUGUCGCGCUGGACGAUGGGGGGAGUGCAGUGGGGGAUUUGUUCUAUGAUGACGGAGACAGUAUCGAUACGCACCUGACUGGCGCCUAUUUCCACGCUGUUUAUACCAUGUCCUCUGGCACCCUGACGAGCACCGUGGUGCAUGAUGGGUACCCAGAAAUGGGAACCAAGACGCUGAACACGAUUCGUCUCAUGGGACUAACCACGCCUGCGACCAGUGUCACUGUGAACGGGGUGAGUCACACUGACUUUGAGAAUUUGGAGUCUGGGGAAGUCCUUGUCAGAAAUUUGAACCUGGUUGCCAAUUCAGCUUUCACCGUGGUCUUCGCUUAAUCUUAAUUUAAAAGGUUAAAAUUAUUGUGUAAUAAAAUUAUACUCAUUGGCCUAAAUAAAUACUUUAAACCCAAAAUUCAUCUAUGAUCUCUUCGAAUUAA
Molecule: messenger RNA, 3017 nt
Organism: Folsomia candida
Lineage: Eukaryota; Metazoa; Arthropoda; Collembola; Entomobryomorpha; Isotomidae
Product: sucrase-isomaltase, intestinal
Exons: 14
Coding region: 61-2916 (951 amino acids)
Biological process (GO): carbohydrate metabolic process
Molecular function (GO): alpha-1,4-glucosidase activity; carbohydrate binding
Source: RefSeq, a predicted model, not a curated record